UGGUUUCCUGUCGUCCACAUGGAAAACACUAGUUAUUUCCUACAGCGCAUUAAUGUGAAAGUAUGACGAUAACUUAUAAACAGACACCAUAUAUCACGAUUUGUUGAAAGCAUUGGAAUGAUGAUGGCGGAUAGUGUUUGGAGCUCUCUAGCCCUGUCUGUUAUUGGCCGUAUUGCCCUUAUGUGGUACGGUGAGUGGCAGGACAGAACUAUGGCCGUCAAGUUCACAGACGUGGAUUACUAUGUCUUCACUGACGCCGCUCGGCUGGUACACCAGAACAUGUCCCCGUAUUACCGUCCGACGUACCGCUAUACACCACUUCUGGCAUGGAUGCUGCAGCCCAAUGUCUUUUUCAUGCAGAUGUUUGGCAAACUCCUCUUUAUCCUCUUCGAUGUGAUGACUGGCUACUUGAUUUAUUCCUUAUUAAGGUCACAGGGGUUCAAAGAGAGGCUGUGUACUGUAUGCGCAUGCUUCUGGCUACUGAACCCCCUCACUGCCACUGUGUCUUGUAGAGGGAACGCAGAAUCUAUCAUGACAUUUUUGGUGCUUUUGACAUUGCGGUUGCUCCAAGGUCGAAGAUAUGUCCUUGCAGCCAUAUCUUAUGCUCUUUCCGUCCAUUUUAAGAUUUACACCAUUACAUACGCAAUGCCUGUUUAUUUCAUGCUGAAUGAAGAGAAGUUGUUAAAUCUGGACAGGAAAGGACAUAGACUUGAACAAUGUAUUGCGUAUAUGUGGCCUAAUCGGAGACGCCUCAUGUUUGGAGCUGUAGUGACAAUAGUACUCUUGGCACUGACAGGUCUGUACUAUCACUGGUACGGCUGGACCUUCCUCGACAACACUUACCUUUACCAUAUCGGAAGGAAAGACAUCCGUCACAAUUUCUCACCCUAUUUUUACCUGAUCUACCUAACAACAGAAUCGCCACACUCCUCUGUUCUUGCGUUGAUGGUCUUUAUCCCCCAACUCAUUCUUCUUGUCACAUUUUCCAUCAAAUUCUACAGCGACCUCCCUCUGUGCUGGUUCCUCAUCACAUUUGUGUUCGUGACCUACAACAAAGUCUGUACAUCACAGUAUUUCCUGUGGUACCUUUGUCUUCUUCCUGUUGUCCUUCCAAACCUCUGUAUGUCUGUAAAGAGAGAAGUAGCCUUGAUAGCACUUUGGUUCAUCGGCCAGGGGUUGUGGCUCCUUCCUGCAUAUGGCUUGGAGUUUGAGGGAUUCAAUACAUUCAUCUACAUUUGGUCUGCUGGGCUAGUGUUCUUCUUCAUCAACGUAUACAUAGUGACAAACAUAUUGGACAAUUAUACAGCUAAAUCUCACACAAAAACUCUAUAAAUAUACACAAUGAUAUUGUUAAACCAAACAAAAUCUUUAUAAUAAUACAAGAUUAUACAGUAAAACCACACAAAAUCUCUGAUUAUUCACAAUUAUACAGCUAAACCUCACCAAGAAUCCCUAUAAUUAUACACGAUUAUACAAUUAAACCUCACACAAAAUCUCUAUAUUUACACACAAUUAUACAGCUAAAUCACACACAAAAUCUAUAUAAUUAUACACAAUUAUACAGCUAAAUCACACACAAAAUCUAUAUAAUUACACACAAUUAUACAACUAAAUCUCACACAAAAUCUCUAUAUUUACACACAAUUAUACAGCUAAAUCACAAACAAAAUCUAUAUAAAUAUAAAAUCUAUAUAAAUAGAAAACUAAAUCUAACAAAAUCUGUAUAAUUAUACACAAUUAUACAGCUAAACCACACACACAAUCUCUAUAAUUAUACACAAUUAUAAAACUAAAUCACACACAAAAUCUUUAUAAUUAUACACAAUGAUACAGCUAAAUCACACAAAAUCUAUAUAAUUAAACACAAUUAUACUGCUAAAUCACACACAAAAUCUAUAUAAUUAUACAAUUAUACAGCUAAACCACACACAAAAUCUAUAUGAUUAUACAAUUAUGCAGCUAAAUCACACAAAAUCUAUAUAAUUAUACACACUAAUACAGCUAAAUCACACAACAUCUAUAUAAUUAUGCACAAUUAUGCAGCUAAAUCACACAAAAUCUAUAUAAUUAUACACAAUUAUACAGCUAAACCACACACAAAAUCUCUAUAAUUAUACACAAUUUUACAACUAAAUCACACAAAAUUUAUAUAAUUAUACACAAUAAUACAGCUAAAUCACACACAAAAUCUCUAUAAUUAUACACAAUUAUACAGCUAAAUCACACAAAAUCUAUAUAAUUAUACACAAUUAUACAGCUAAAUCACACAAAAUUUAUAUAAUUAUACACAAUAAUACAGCUAAAUCACACACAAAAUCUCUAUAAUUAUACACAAUUAUACAGCUAAAUCACACAAAAUCUAUAUAAUUAUACACAAUAAUACAGCUAAAUCACAAAAUCUAUAUAAUUAUACACAAUAAUACAGCUAAAUCACACACAAAAUCUAUAUAAUUAUACACAAUAAUACAGCUAAAUCACACACAAAAUCUAUAUAAUUAUACACAAUAAUACAGCUAAAUCACACAAAAUCUAUAUAAUUAUACACAAUAAUACAGCUAAAUCACACAAAAUCUAUAUAAUUAUACACAAUUAUACAGCCAAAUCACACAAAAUCUAUAUAAUUAUACACAAUUAGACAGCUAAAUGACACACAAAAUCUAUAUAAUUAUACACAAUUAUGCAGCUAAAUCACACACAAAAUCUUUAUAACCAUACAGCGAAACAACACACAAAAUCUCUAUCAAUAUAAAGCUAAACCACCCACAAAAUCCAUAUAAUUAUACACAUUUAUACAGCUAAAUCACACACAAAAUCUAUAUAAUUAUACACAAUUAUACAGCUAAAUCACACAAAAUCUAUAUAAUUAUACACAAUUAUACUGCUAAAUCACACACAAAAUCUAUAUAAUUACAUAUACACAACUAUACAGCUAAAUCACACACAAAAUCUAUAUAAUUAUACACAAUUGUACAACUAAAUCACACACAAAAUCUAUAUAAUUAUACACAAUUAUACAGCUAAAUCACACACAAAAUCUUUAUAACCAUACAGCGAAACAACACACAAAAUCUCUAUAAUUUUACACGAUUUUACAGCUAUAAAACCACGCACAAAAUCUACAUAAUUACAUUUACAGCUAAUCCACACAUAAAAUCUCUAUAAUCAUACAGCAAAACAACACAACAUUUAUAAUACAAACCAUUCACAUCCUUACAGAUAUAUCAAGAAAUGUAUAUAAUACAAUGAAUUGUAUUCAGUUUUUAUUAAACAUACUGUUUUUAAUU
Messenger RNA from Pecten maximus, 3284 nucleotides. RefSeq names its product GPI mannosyltransferase 1-like. Gene Ontology annotation, cellular component: membrane; glycosylphosphatidylinositol-mannosyltransferase I complex. The coding region runs from base 118 to 1332 and encodes 404 amino acids. Gene Ontology annotation, biological process: GPI anchor biosynthetic process. Lineage: Eukaryota; Metazoa; Mollusca; Bivalvia; Pectinida; Pectinidae. Gene Ontology annotation, molecular function: GPI mannosyltransferase activity; alpha-1,4-mannosyltransferase activity. The transcript has 6 exons. The record is from RefSeq and is a predicted model, not a curated record.